Messenger RNA from Daucus carota subsp. sativus, 1319 nucleotides. RefSeq names its product probable carboxylesterase 8. Bases 107 to 1081 code for a protein of 324 amino acids. NCBI's taxonomy places the organism in Eukaryota, Viridiplantae, Streptophyta, Magnoliopsida, Apiales, Apiaceae. The record is from RefSeq and is a predicted model, not a curated record. Gene Ontology annotation, molecular function: hydrolase activity. The transcript has a single exon.
AUGUGAGUUUGUUUAGUCAUCAGUCACAUCUUACAACAGCUUCUUAGUCCUAUAAGACUCCACAAAUACAUGAUUAUCUCACUAAUUAAGCCAUUUAAGGAAAACAAUGGAAGAAGAUCUCUCUGUCAUUGAUGAACCAUACAAGUUCCUCAAGAUUGUCCUCAAUCCUGACGGUUCACUCACCCGAGAUGACCAAGUCCCCCGGGCGCAAGCCAUGCCUGAACUAGUAUCUGAAAUAGCCAACUCUCCAUCACAGAAACAGGUAGCACUCUCCAAAGACAUUCCCCUCAACACCACCAACCAAACAUUCCUACGCUUGUUCCGCCCUCUCAAUCACACUACGAAACUUCCUAUCAUUAUUGAUUUUCAUGGUGGUGGCUUCAUUCACUUUAGUGCCACUUCAGCUCGGUUUCAUGAUUUGUGGAACAUUGCGGCUGCUAUCACCCCUUCUUUAAUCAUAACCGUUGAGUAUCGUCUCGCCCCUGAACACCGCCUUCCUGCUGCUUAUGAUGAUGCCCUGGAGGCCAUCCUCUGGGUCCGUGAUCAAGCAAGAGGAUUUGAAGGGUGUGAUCCAUGGAUGAAAGAGCUAGCUGAUUAUUCAAACGUUCAUAUUAUGGGUACUAGUGCAGGUGGUAACAUUGCUUACCAUGCAGCUUUACGUGCUCUGGAUGUGGACAUCAAUCCGAUCCAGAUCAAAGGGCUGAUACUAAACCAGCCCUUUUUUGGUGGAGUUGAGCGAAGUCCAUCAGAAGAAAAGUUAUAUAAAAAUCCUUAUUUACCAGUGUCUGCUACUGAUCUACUGUGGCUGUUGUCAUUGCCACUUGGAAGUGAUCGUGAUCAUGAGUAUUGUAAUCCGUUGGAUGUUGUUAAUCCGAAGAUCAAAAGGCUACCGAGGUGUCUGAUAAGAGGGUUUGAAGGGGAUGCACUGGUGGAUAGAAUGAAGGCGUUGGCCAAGAUGUUGGAUGUGCAUGGGGUGAAGGUGGUGUCCAAGUUUGAAGAAGGAGGGUUUCAUGGUGCAGCUGAUCCAAGUUUGAUUCAGGAAUUGUUCUCCAAAGUCAAGGAUUUCAUUUACUCUUCUUGAUCACUUGUAUUAUGUCUACUUUGUUAUGUUUUUAAUAAGAGCAAAACCUUUGCUGGUAGCAUGAAAUGGAGAAUAAGUACAAGUUCAUAGCUUAUGAUUCUUGUUAAGCCACACUAGACUCUCUCAAUCCUCAGAUCGCCUUCUUAAAUUUCAUUUCAUCCUCGUUUAAAAAUUUAUUCCUUGCUACCAAACGAAACAUCAGUUUCCAACUUUAUGAAAAUUUAUUGAUAUCUGUACA